AGCAAGCCAACAGUGACAGGUUGUGAGAGUGUGUUUGUGCGCUCCGUGACAAGUUAUGCGGAACCUGUGCCUCCUCCUCGGCAUGUCUGUGUUGUGGCUUCCUAUUUACUGAAACUUCUUAAAGGAGGUUCACACUGAGACACUGAGGCAGCGGAGCGACUGGGGGGCUGACAGUGAGUGUGUGUGUGUGCUGAGAGGCGGGAGGUGAGCAGGUACACGGUCAGUCAGCAUGACUGCAACACACACAGACCAACUGCUGGUAUCAAAUUAGAGUGAAUAGAUUUUAACUAUGAAUUUAUUAUAGCUUUUUUGUCGGUCAGUGUUGAUAUGAAGUAGGCGUGAGUGCUUUUUUAUGACUUCUUUGUUUUAUUUUUCGCUUCUUUGUUAUUGACUUUGCGCGCGAGGCUAAACUAGCUUUGUAAAGAUGAAGUUUAACGGUUAUCUGAAGCUCCGGAUCGGAGAGGCGGUGGACCUGAAGCCGACCACCUUCUCCCUCCGACACUCUGUCAUCUUCAACAAAGCCCCCCCGGCCCUGGACCCCUACAUGGUGGUGAAGGUGGACGAGGUCAAAAUCGGACAGACUCUCACCAAACAGAAAACCAACACGCCGACAUUCAACGAGGAGUUUUGCCUGAACGUGAACGACGGGAAACAGAUCGAGCUGGCGGUUUUCCACGACACUCCAAUCGGAUAUGAUGACUUUGUGGCCAACUGCAUCAUCCUGUUUGAGGAGCUCAUCAAAACCUCCAACACAGAGGAGACUUUCGAGGGAUGGAUGGACUUGGAGCCAGAGGGCAAAGUCUUCAUCCAUAUUACACUCACUGGAUCCUUCACUGAUGAUGAUGCCAUAGUGAAUAAGAAGACCUACAAGCAGUUUACAAGGAAGCGACAGGGGGCUGUGAAACGGAGGAUCCACCAAGUCAACGGACACAAGUUCAUGUCCACUUUUCUCCGUCAACCCACCUUCUGUUUCCACUGCAAAGAGUUUAUCUGGGGUGUGUUUGGAAAACAGGGUUACCAGUGCCAAGUCUGCACCUGCGUGGUUCACAAACGAUGCCACCAGCAGGUCGUCACUGUGUGUCCACGCAUGAAGAAGCCAGCAAAGGACCAGCCCAUAACCCAAGGCUUCAGCAUCAACGUGCCUCACAUGUUCAACAUCCACAACUACAAGUCGCCCACUUUCUGUGACCACUGUGGCUCCCUGCUGUGGGGAAUAGUCCGGCAGGGGCUGCACUGUAAAAUCUGCAAAAUGAACGUUCACAUCCGCUGCAGAAGCAACGUCGCUCCCAACUGUGGGGUCAACAGUGUGGAACUGGCCAAUACGCUUGCAGCGAUGGGUCUGCAGGCUGGAGGACUCGCUAAACGCAACUCAGUGGCCAAAAGUGCAGGUGAGAUGAGGACGCCCUCUGAAAGGAAGGGGAGUACGGCCACUCAGCAGGAGACCCCUCGGCUGGGCAUCUCAGACUUCACGUUUCUUCAAGUCCUCGGCAAGGGCAGUUUUGGCAAGGUGAUGCUGGCGAGACUAAAUGGCAAAGAUCGGGUUUUCGCGGUCAAGGUGUUGAAGAAGGACAUCAUUUUGCAAGACGAUGAUGUGGAGUGUACCAUGACAGAAAAGAGGGUGCUGUCACUGGCCCGCUGUCACCCCUACCUCACACAGCUGUACUGCUGUUUCCAGACGCCGGACCGUCUCUUCUUUGUGAUGGAGUUUGUGAAUGGUGGCGAUCUUAUGUUCCACAUCCAGAAGUCCAGGAAGUUCGAGGAGCCCAGAGCACGGUUCUACACAGCAGAGAUAACCUCCGCUCUCAUGUUCCUGCACACCAAAGGCAUCAUCUACAGAGAUCUAAAACUGGACAAUGUCCUUCUGGACAAAGACGGUCACUGUAAGCUGGCGGACUUUGGCAUGUGCAAAGAGGGCAUAUUUGAAGGCGUGGCCACGGGAACUUUCUGUGGGACCCCGGAUUACAUUGCCCCUGAGAUCCUGCAGGAGAUGCUGUAUGGGCCCUCUGUUGAUUGGUGGGCUCUCGGGGUGCUGCUGUACGAGAUGCUGUCGGGACACGCCCCCUUCGAGGCCGAAAACGAAGACGACCUCUUUGAAUCCAUCCUCAAUGAAGAGAUUGUUUAUGCGUCUUGGCUCAGCGCUGAAGCAGUGAAUAUACUCAAAGCUUUCUUGACCAAAAACCCGGGUCGACGUCUGGGCUGCGUGGCCUCAGAUGGUGGAGAGAGCGCUGUGACCAGCCACCCCUUCUUCAUUGGCAUCGAUUGGGAGAAGCUGAAUCGUAGAGAAAUAGAGCCGCCCUUCAAGCCCAGGAUCAAAACACCAGAGGACGUCAACAACUUUGACCCAGAUUUUACUCAGGAAGAGCCCACCCUCACUCCCAUCGAAGACCCUCUGAUCCCUUCCAUCAACCAGGAAGAGUUUCGUAACUUCUCCUUCACCUCGCCUGAACUGCUGGAGAGCUAAGGGUCUCCUCAUUGGUCCACUAGUCAUCCUGCACUCUGACUCGUCUCGGUGUCUGUGGCUUUGUCUAUGACAGUUCCCAGCUGUACAUACAGUAUGAUGCUGCCACAUUCCCCAGAGACAUGAGGGUGCAAAGUGCCGAGAAGUCACGCUUCAAAAGAUCCAGGGAUGAACCUGAUGAACUCUUAAGCACUCCUGUAAUUCCCCCAAAAAGUGGCACGUGAUCAGCUUUUGAAAUGACAUUUAAUUUUGAUUGCGUGACGGCUCGAUUUGGACACCUUCGUGCAAGUGUCUGUGUGGAAGUUGUGUAUUUUGAUAUGUGUUGUAAAAUGUUUUAACGAAAGUGCCCAACCUCAGAAUUCUAGUGUACAUUUUGCUCUGAAUGAGUUCUAGUUAAAUGAAAAAGCACUUUUUGGAGCGCAAGGGCAUGGUCUGUGUUUCAUUUUUGCCCUGGCGCUGUCCAGAGACAACAAGAAAUCCAGAGUCACUUUUAACCAGCCUGCCAGAGAUUCCCAGAAAAAUUGAGCUGCCAGUUAAAAUCCUGGAAGGACUGAGUGAGCAGAUGAAAUAGUUUCUCAAUGAUGUGACCCCGCUGUGGAAAAAAGCAAACACUCACAGACUGACAAACACUGCAUACAUGAUAGCCGAAUCCCUACACUUUCAGAAUAAAGGAUAAAACUUCUUUAUUUUUCAACCUGAACCCUAUUUUCUGAUGUUUUUAUGUCAGAGGGACUAAUGGGAACAACAGUUUUUUUGAAAUUGGUCCAGUAUUGAGCGCAGCAGCUGCAAAACGGGCUACAAUGUAAUCCUUUGAAACAUGUUGGCACCAUAAUUUCACGUCCACUAAAAAUGCUUGUUUUUGCCACAGACAUGCUCAGAUUGUUAUUUUAAGUGUCUGAAAAUGUUAUGGAAAGGACCCUACAGAGAAAAUUAAUAUUUUUCUUUGUCUCUUGUUGAUUCGGUCUGUUUGUUGUUGUCCUCCUGCAGCAACUCAACUUGUGAGAUGACCCUGUCAGUGGCAAGAACAAGCACCUUUAGUGGACGUAUAUUGACAGUGUGCUGUUGUCCUGAAGGAUUACAUUGUAGUCUGUUUCGUAGCUGCCAGCUGCAAGUGCAGGACCAUUUUAGAAAACUGUUCCUAUAGUCACAUUGACACAAAAAACCCACAGGGAAACAGGAUCCAGGUUGAAAAAUACAGAAGUGUCUCUGUAAAUGAGGCUUGAAAAGCAGCUGUGCAGCUUUUUUCAGGGCAUUACAAAAAGUUAAAUAAUGUUAAACAUUACAUUAGGUGAAGUUCUUGACUGAAUGUAAAUUUUGAAAGGAUAAUUUGUCUAACUAGCUGCAGUCAUUUUCAGACAAUAAAUGAUGCAUGUUUGACCCA
Molecule: messenger RNA, 3839 nt
Organism: Epinephelus fuscoguttatus (brown-marbled grouper)
Lineage: Eukaryota; Metazoa; Chordata; Actinopteri; Perciformes; Serranidae
Gene: prkcha
Product: protein kinase C, eta, a
Exons: 14
Coding region: 425-2461 (678 amino acids)
Biological process (GO): protein phosphorylation
Molecular function (GO): ATP binding; diacylglycerol-dependent serine/threonine kinase activity
Source: RefSeq, a predicted model, not a curated record